AUGGCUGAGGAGGGUAUCGGUGAUACCCCGACCCUUCAAGCUCAAGACACCCCGAUGUCUGAUCAGGCCGUUACUGACUCGUCGACUUCGACCGUGGUCUCUCCCCCAGAGACCGCGCUGAUAACUGCCCCUCCUCCGAUGGAGCUCUCCUCGACUGAGGGCCCGUCUACAGGCACAACUUGCACUGUGGAUAUGGUCACCCCUGCUUCUCAGGCAGAGUAUCAGGCUGAUGAGUUCCUGGAAGCUAUGAGCGCUGCUCUGAGCCAAGGACUGAACUCUGCUUUAGUCCAGGGUCAGGGACAGGCCUCGAGUGCCCAGGAACUGCAGGAGGCUCCUGCUCACACCCAGCUUCCGAGACCGAGCUCAGAUCUGGUCCAGGAACAGAGCCAGACGUCGCCUGCCCAGAACCCGCAGAAGGGCUCUGAUAAGCCCAAAAUUCCGAGCCAAGGGCGGAUUUCAUUCCGUGAAACCCCUAUAGCUCAUUCGUCCGUUCCAACCCCGAAUCGAAGGAAUGCCCAGACCUGCAUGCCUGGAAGCAUGAAGCCUAAGAAGGGUCUACUUGGACCGAACUCGUCUGAGACCUCGCGCAUGACUGCUUUACUCCCGGAGACCUUCCAGACGCAGUUGGUCUUGCGUGGAGCUCCGAAUGCACCUGUGCUGCCGCGACAGAGCUCUGGCAUGACGCAAAACGUUCCGGCGUCCGGUGCUUGGAAUGGGUUUGGGUCCACUUCAUACGGCGCACCAUCUCGCCAAACUCCUUUUGGUGAGCCUUUGAAACCUGCGGAGGAAGGUGAGAUACGCCGUCCCCAGGCAAAUUUGACAUCCGUCCCUCAACUUGUACCGGGGAUGGACGGGCAGCAUGAUGAUGACCAGAUCACUCUGGGAUCCCUUGUGCUAGAAAACUUGUCGGAUCACGAAACGCUGUUCUACUUUGGUGCGUUGUGUAUUAUGGCUCGUUUAAAUCCACAGUUCUUGUUCAAGUAUGGCGGCAGGAAUGGAAAACAGGUCGGCGCGCGCCUGGUUAUGUACGGGCACACCAUUCUGGUCGCACCUGAUUUAGAUUCAGCGUCUAUUGCCAGAGCGGUGGCCUGUCGCCAGGCCUUGAUCGAGCUGCGGAAAUACCAUCCAGAUUGGAUGGUUCCUCCGCUGCCGGUCAAUGGGGCAACUCAACCCCAGUGGAAUUGGGUUAACCUACUCGGUGGUUUCUGCGAACAGGCCAACUGGCCGGCGCCCAUGUACAACACGGCUAUCUUGGGAAACCAGUGGCAUAGUGAGGUCGGCGUCAAAGGCUUCUACUUUCGCACCUUCAAGGGGUGUGGAAGUAUGAGCGAGGCCCAGAACACCGUGUCCCAUCAUGCUUUGCACCAGCUUUUGGUCAUGGAUGACAUUGAUGUGGCCAAUAUCUUGCCUGUGAACUCUCCAAUGCUGGUCUUCCCGGAGGCCAAGAAGCCCGUGACGCCUCUUAGUGAGGAGGCCAUCCGCAACAGGUCUCGCCUGUUGCUGAAUGCUAUUGGGUCUUUGAGAUCCUACCCCGGUGAGACCAGCAAAUCUCAGUCCUUGCAGAGCACCGUGGACGCUCUGAAUUCCCGUCUUCGGAAGGACGAGAUCAAGCAACCAGGCACCAUCUCCGGGCUGUCUGGAGGCAAGAUCUCCAAGAAGCCGGUGAAGCCGACAAAGCCAGGACAAAAGAAGGGUGAGAAGAAGCCAGCUAUUCCUCCUACCAAGCCGAAUAGCCGGCCUCCGCCUCCCCCACGCCCUCCUCCCCAGGGAAGGCCACCGGGUUGGCGGCGGGGGGGACGCAGUUCUCGUCGAAGCCAUGGACGCCUUUCCCCUCAUCCGCAACCCAAGGCCAAAGGGAAGAUUAAGGUCGUCGAUGGCUCUCGUCCCAAAACUCCUCCAGGAAACGCCAAUCUUGUGCCUCUGGAGAACGCCCGACUGGAUCCCAUGGAAAUGGAGGUCGAGGUAGUCGUAGAUCCACUGGCAACAUUGAAGGCGAUCCAGGACGGACUGCAGACCUUGAGCCCCCACGCCUCCUUCCUGCGAUUGAUGAAGAAAAUGUGCUUCGUCCUGAAGAUUAAAGAGCCAGAGAUCCGUUGCACGCAAGCCGUGGACAACGGUUCUAGUCCAAUGUAUGCUCACUUCGAUGAUCCCAAUCCCUACCUCGUUCGCGCCAGCCCCGUGUUCCUCGCCAACGGACGCUGGGCCGAUGAAGAGGCUGCGCGCUCGCUGGGCGUGAAGAAAAUCAUCCUCUUCUUGCUGAAUAUGUGCAAAGACGAGGUUGAUAUGGGUGUCCUCGAGGCUGGCUGGGAGAUAGAACUGAAGUUCUUGAGUAAAUUGGAACGCGAGAUUGAAGAUCGGGUGCAUCUGAUCGAAAACUGA
Penicillium brasilianum is the source of this 2379-nucleotide messenger RNA. The record is from the annotation of a GenBank genome assembly. Lineage: Eukaryota; Fungi; Ascomycota; Eurotiomycetes; Eurotiales; Aspergillaceae.